AUGGCGGAUCAACUUGCAAAUCAGCUCGAGGCUGCCUCGCUCAAUGAAUCAAACCAGGCAGACGGCAAUUGGAGGUCAGGACUAAAGGUGCCUGCCAAGGACGGCAGAGUCCAAACAGAAGAUGUCACCGCGACCAAGGGUCUCGAAUUUGAAGACUUUUACCUCAAGCGCGAACUGCUUAUGGGCAUUUUCGAAUCCGGUUUCGAAAAGCCCUCACCCAUCCAAGAAGAAGCUAUCCCCGUCGCUCUUACCGGCAGAGAUGUACUUGCCCGCGCAAAGAACGGUACCGGAAAGACCGCCGCUUUCAUCAUCCCCACUCUCGAACGUGUCAACCCCAAGAACAGCAAGAUCCAGGCCUUGAUCCUGGUACCUACGCGAGAACUGGCUCUCCAGACAUCGCAGGUGUGCAAGACGCUUGGAAAACAUCUUGGUGUCAAUGUCAUGGUCACUACUGGAGGUACUGGCUUGAAGGAUGACAUUAUCCGCUUGAACGAGGCUGUACACGUUCUUAUUGGUACCCCUGGCAGAAUAUUGGAUCUUGCCAGCCGUGGUGUUGCCGACCUGUCGACUGCCCAAACUUUUGUCAUGGACGAAGCCGACAAGCUCCUGUCUCCCGAGUUCACCUCGACUAUCGAUCAGUUGCUCUCGUUCCACCCUCCGGACCGCCAGGUCAUGCUCUUCUCGGCCACUUUCCCCGUCAUUGUCAAGGAAUUCAAGGACAAGCACAUGAAGGACCCCCACGAGAUCAACCUCAUGGAUGAGUUGACGCUACGUGGUAUCACUCAGUACUACGCCUUUGUCGAGGAGAAGCAAAAGGUGCACUGCCUCAACACUCUCUUCUCGCGUCUGCAGAUCAACCAGUCCAUCAUUUUCUGUAACUCCACCACUCGUGUUGAGCUUUUGGCCAAGAAGGUCACCGAGCUCGGCUACUCAUGCUUCUACUCGCAUGCACGUAUGCUCCAACACAACCGUAACCGUGUCUUCCACGACUUCCGCGCUGGCCACUGCCGCAACCUUGUUUGCUCCGAUCUUCUCACCCGUGGUAUCGAUAUUCAGGCUGUGAACGUCGUCAUCAACUUCGAUUUCCCCAAGAAUGCCGAGACCUACCUCCACCGCAUCGGUCGUUCUGGUCGUUUCGGUCACUUGGGUCUUGCUAUCAACUUGAUCAACUGGGAGGACCGCUUCAACCUCUACAGAAUUGAGCAGGAAUUGGGCACUGAGAUCAAGCCCAUCCCUCAGCACAUCGACAAGGGCCUGUACGUCUACGACACUCCCGAAAACAUUCCUCGCCCUAUCAACAGCGCCCCUCAAUUGCAGCAACAGCCUCAGGAGCGUCGCCAGCACCACCAGCAGGGCUACCGUGGCGGCCGUGGUGGCAACUACGAAGGUCAGCAAGGUCAUCAGGGCCAGAGAAGAGGACCUCCUCGCAACCAGUACCCCUCCCAAGGCGGUCAGGGCGGUGGCUUCCAGCAACAGCAAGCUCAGUACAACCAGCAGGCCUUUGGCGCACCGUCGCAGCAACAGCAAGCUCCUUCUUACCCUCAGGGCGGCUUCUCUCAGCCCAACGCUUUCCCCACUCCUCAGAGCUUCCCUCAGCCUCAGGGACAAUAG
Molecule: messenger RNA, 1611 nt
Organism: Aureobasidium namibiae CBS 147.97
Lineage: Eukaryota; Fungi; Ascomycota; Dothideomycetes; Dothideales; Saccotheciaceae
Product: DEAD-domain-containing protein
Exons: 2
Coding region: 1-1611 (536 amino acids)
Biological process (GO): cytoplasmic stress granule assembly; P-body assembly
Cellular component (GO): P-body; cytoplasmic stress granule
Molecular function (GO): ATP binding; mRNA binding; RNA helicase activity
Source: RefSeq, a predicted model, not a curated record